This is a messenger RNA of Harpegnathos saltator (Jerdon's jumping ant), 8310 nucleotides long. RefSeq names its product fasciclin 1 Fas1 domain-containing (gene Fas1). Gene Ontology annotation, biological process: extracellular matrix organization; cell adhesion. The transcript is spliced from 7 exons. Gene Ontology annotation, molecular function: cell adhesion molecule binding. NCBI's taxonomy places the organism in Eukaryota, Metazoa, Arthropoda, Insecta, Hymenoptera, Formicidae. Bases 1403 to 2368 code for a protein of 321 amino acids. Gene Ontology annotation, cellular component: extracellular matrix. The record is from RefSeq and is a predicted model, not a curated record.
UCUCGCUCUAUCCCUCUUCCUCCUCCCUCCCGUGUACAUUUUUUAGAAUAGCUCCCGAAAAUUUCAUGAUGCCGCGUGACGUUCCUCCCUUCGGACCCGUGCAAGAAGCGCAAUCGGCACUCUCGCGCUCCCAAGGAAGAACGUGAAUUAUGUGUGUCACGUAGCGUUGCCGCUUCCAUGGACCACUAACGGUCACGUCCCAGUCACACUUUCUUUUCCCUCGCACCUUGUCUCCUACGUCUGUGAGUAAUUCAUUUCGUCUCUUGCUCGCGGCGCGAGUUACACGGAGCUUCGAGUUCGUUACGUCCGGGCUUAAUUGCGACGGUUCCAUUCUCGCGGCCGAGCCAACUGAAUUUCAAGUAUUUUGCUUUUCAGGGGUGGCUCCUCUCCGUCUCUCCCUUUCUCCCUCCCUUUUCUUCUCCCUUUCCGCGGAGAAUCUCUUAACCUCCCGACGGUGGAUUGUCACCUCCGUCGGGGGAACUUUUAUUUCCUCAAAUUGGACGAGUCUCUCUCUCUUCCUCUCUCUCUCUCUCUCUCUCUCUCUCUCUCUCUCUCGCGUCCAUCGCAUCAUCGCCUGACGGUCUCAACGUUGCUCGCUCGAACUCUCGAUCUGGAUUUCGAGCGACGAAUCAUUUCACUUUGAACAACUCGCAAUCGCGAGUUCUCCGACGCGGCUGACUCGCCAAAAAUAGUGAAGUCGUCGUUUAUGAGAAUCAAUUUCCCGGCAUUCGCGAAAACACCUGCCGAGGCGACGACGCAACGCGAAACUCGGUGGCUCGCCUCGCGAGCUUGCUCCUCUUUAAUCGUCCAACUUUUUCGCAUCCCGUGUUCACCCCGUCCCCCCGUCCGCUUCCCGCCAGAGUGCUCCCUUUAUUUUUCUUUCUUUCCGUGUUUCGUUGCGGUGAGUCAAUAACGUCCGGAUUCGGACGAACGCAGCUCACGCAACAAAUUCCGUUACGCCUUAAUCACCGCGAGAAGCGGAAGAGUUUCCCUCCUGUCGCGGCUGAUUAACGCGUAAUGGAAUAUUCAAUGCGUUGAUGCCUUCGGCCGAACCCGGACGCCAUUGACGCCCGCCGUCGUCAUGACGCAACCAUAGUCGUUUUUUGCUCUACGUUCGUUUUGUCCACCCCUCUCCCCCCCCCUCCGUCUCCCGAACGCCGCGUUUUCGCGUCCUCUCCUUUGCCGUCGCCGUUCCACGCCUCUUUCAUUCUCUACGUUUUCUUUCGCUUUUCUCUCGUUUGUGUCUCGUCUUUCACGUCGACGGCCCCUCGCUGGCGGCGAGGCGCGGCGCGGCGAGCACUGCGUGACCGAUCGACAGAAAUCUCUUCUCUCCGUGUAGGAAAAGGAGGACGGGCCGGUGUACAAGUUUUACGAGACCAUCCGCGAUUUCGGGGACGACAUCAUGAACACCAUUAGUCACCUGCGCGACGUAACCCUCUUCGCGCCCAGCAACGCCGCGCUGGAGGAGCCGGGCGUGAAGCAGAUCCUGCAGGACAAGAAGCGCGUCAAGGAGAUCCUCAGCCUGCACUACGUCAAGGAACGAUUACCCCUCGAGAAGAUCAAAGACAAGAGCGUCACUCAGAAACCAUCGAUUGGGAGGCAACACGCCGGGGUGCAGACUGCCGCCGACAGGAAGAAGCUCUACUUCAACGUGGUGCAGGGACCCACCGGAAAUCAGACCGUCACCGUGGAGGGCGGCGGCGUGAACGCCACCAUCAUCACCGCCAACAUCGCCGCCACCAACGGAAUUAUUCACAUAAUCGACAGGUUUCUCGGGGUGCCGUACACCACCGUGCUCGACAAGCUCAGGACCGACCCGAUGCUCAACACGACCUACGUGCUGGGCCAGCGACGCGGGUUCAACGAUCAGCUGAACGACACGACGAAGCGGUUCACGUACUUCGUCCCGCGCGACUACGCCUGGACCAGCGCGGCCGAGGCGUAUCCGUCAACGUGCAAGAAGCUCUUCAUGCCGGAAUACAGUUAUCACACGAAGCAGAUCCUAGAGCGACAUCUCGUGAUAUCGGACCAGGCGUACACGAUGGCGAAGCUGAAGGAGAUGAGCAACGACACCGUCUUCCUCACGGCGGCCAGGGACACUCUGAAACUUCGCGUCAAGGAGCACGGCGAAAAUGAGAAGUACGACGAAAACGCAAUCCGUCCAGAAACGCAAUCCGGCUACAGCGUCGAGUGGCAGGGCAUGUGGAUUCGAGUCUUCCGUCCGGACGUUGAGUGCACCAACGGCAUCAUCCACGUGAUGGAGAAGGUGUUCCUCAAGGACAGCGACGUGCGGGUGACGGGCGGCGCGUCGCUCACCACCCUCGCCCCCCACCUAAUCAUGAUACUGAUAGCCAAGUGGCACCUGUAAAACCCGAUCGCGCGUCUCGCACAGGUGCAUCUAUAGGAAUUUCCUUGGGGCCGUCUCCGAUCGUCCUCGCGCGACCAGCAGCAGCAGCAGCAGCAGCAGCAGCAGCAGCAGCAACAGCAACAGCAACAGCAACAGCAACAGCGGCGGCGGCAGCGGCAGCGACGACGACGACGCGACGCAACGGCAGCGGGUGGUAGGCAUGGUCGAUCAUCCUCCCGUUCAGUCGCACCCCGUGAUCGCAGGACACUUGUUACACAGUGAACAGCGCGGCUGGGAGGAGGGAGUAGGGAACGAUAAUCGCGAGGAUCCGACGAACCGCGGGCCUGAGAAUCCGAGAAACCAAAGAUUCGCGGAACCGACGAUCCGGGAACGAUCCGGGAUCGGAAGGCACGAUACGAGGGCCCGAGGAUCCCAGGAUCCGCUCGCUCUAAUCGAUUCUACUCGCUCCCGUGAGAGGGCGAAAGAUAAAGAAGAAGUGUGAAGGGCAACGGAGCUGUUGGACCGGUCGCGUUGGCGGUCGCACGAGGUACGAGCUCUCACCGAGGGCGCACCGACGGGAGGACGACCGAGUACUUGACGAUCGCACGGCCUCAAACAACCAGGAUAGCCUAUUAUUUAUUGAGUAAUCGUCCGUGGACACACACAGCUGAACGAACACACCCAAUUCCACAUAACACACACACACACACAACCAGCUAACACAUCCACACAUAGCAGGACAAUUUUACGGGUUAGGAGCGUUAAUCGUACUAAAUAAAAUGAUUAACCGCGCGUACCAAGUAAUCUAAAUAAAUUUAUCGAUGAGAGAAGGGAGGAGGAUCGACAAAAGAGGAGAUUUCGAGAUAUCUACUUCGAGUGAAAGGACAAAGGACGUGGACGACGACGAGCGCACGUGUCCACCGUGCGGCGGAUCGCGAGCGGAGUUGCGGUUCUCCCAUCGAUCGCGCGGUAUCCUUCGGAGGAGCAGAUCGCCCUCAAGUCUCUCGGGCCUCUAAAGAGCCGAGUUCGAUUCUACGCUUCGUUCCCUUCGUAAUCCGGGCGGAUUCACCCUCGCCCCGGAUUACUUGCCGUCGCCGUGAUCGGUGGCUCGCGUAUUCGACCGCGACUCGACGUCGUCCUCGCGCCUCGCCCUCCCCGAGACACGAGCGCUUCACCCUCGAGCAGCACCGCGAGAAACACGAGAGCACUGGCUCUCAGUUCGCGUCCGGCGGAAUUUCGUGCGAUUUUGCAGCGGCGCAAUCGCGAAUAAUCCGGCAUCCUUUUCCCUCCGUGAGCGACGACGACGAAGUAAUAAAGCCGCGGCAUCGAUCGGCCCCUCCAAUUAACGACGAGUAACGCAAAGUCGAGCGCACGAUAUUAAUCGUCCUCCGGAUCAAUUAGCGGAGGAACGGCGGCGAACGCGCUCGCCAGGAACAAUGAGGAGCCAGAGAAUCUUUUCGUCCGUGGAAAGCCGCGAGUCUCCCGAUCCUCGCGCCCUCCGAUCCUUGGAUCCUCGGCGAGUUGAAUCGGGAGUCGGGAUCGGCGGGAUCUCUCAGGCCGCCCUUGCACCCCCAAAUCCCCCGGAUAUAUUCGGUCCGUUGACUCUUCGGACAGGCUCCAGGCUUCCGAAUUUCGAUCCUCCUCGGAUCCGAGGAUCCUUGGCUUAACGCUUUGAGACCGGGUCUCUUCUUUCGGGGGCGAUUAUACCAGCCGCGAUCGUAAUUCCCCCGCGAAAGUGCAUUUUUACCCUCGCCGUUUCCCCGCCGCGCUGUUGCCGGCCGCGGAAGCACGUCGACUGAAGGACAAGCAAUUAUCAGAGCGAUCCGCGGAGAUUUAUCAGUGUACCUGAAUCCGAAUCCGAACUCGCCGGGUCUCUCUUCAAGUACGCAUUUCGCGCUCGAAAUGCCGUUUUACGCUAUUUUAAACCGCCAUGAUAUGUAUACACCAAGCAUACACACACAUACACACACACACCCACAGAUACGGUUCGUCCCUCCGUGUUCGGAAACAAAGCCUCAAACAGCAUUGUUUCUCCAUCGCGCAGCACUCCCGGUCUUAAAGGGUUAAUUGUCGCACUAUUAGCAGCGACACGUAUCGAUUCGCGGCAGUCGCUGGCAAAAUAGUAUCGACACCGUCGACCAAACGGCCACACACACACGCACACACACACAGAUAGAUGGGCGGACAAGAGAGACAGAAGCGCGCUAUAACACGUCAACGUCACUUAGGUGCAUCUUGCGCUGCACGAAAUGCAUCUCGGAGCGCGACCGUACAGUGGCGGUAGUUCUCAUUCGAUCCACCGCCGACGCAAUGUCGUCGUUUCCUCCGAAGACACAUCGCGUUCUCGACGCCCUUUCGUCGCCGUGAGAAGGGUUAAUGGACGGCUUCGUCAUGAACGAACGACACACACCGCUAUGUAUCAUUAUCGUAUAUACAAUGUCUACUUAUCGAGAAUAUACUGCCACGCGCGUUGCGCAUCGCGGGCCGAACGAGCUUGCGAAACGAGUUUUUUAUACGAUUAUUAUUAUCAGAGGGGGCGAGGGGGGAGGGAGACAGCCGGAGAGGACUCCAUCAUCUCGAGGAAGCAGUGAUCGCCGGAAGAGAAAAAAUAAAUGUAUCAAAGGGUUACCUGAACUUGGAAGUGCCAGAGCACGGAGGUAUCUUAAAUAAUGGAUAGGUGCAAGAGAGAAAAAAGAGGGAGAGAAGAGCGUUGGACUCUUUCAGUUUCCCUCACACCUUCCGUGAGCCUUCUGUAAAUUCGUAAUCGAAGCUACUACCCCCUCUCGCGCGUUUCGCGUUUUCCAGCUUUCUCGGUAACUUCUCGAGGGAGGAAUCGAUGGGAAUCCAGUCUAUCGAGGAGGGUGCGCAACGCGACGACAACAACGAGAGAUGCUUGGUGCAACGUGGAAAAGAAAGGAAAGACGAGCGGAGGAGCGAAGAAAAAGCAAGUUCGCCGCGCGGAGGGCGCGUCUUAAUUCUCGUUGAGAGGAAUUAGAUCACUCGCGCACGCGCGCGCAAUUCCGUUAAGGGUAGAAUUAAGACAACUGAGAACGAGUGCGCGAGAGGAAGCGAGGAGGAAAUUACACACGCAACACACACACACACACACACAUACACACACGGUCGAAGAUUAUCGAGCGAAUCUCGGUAGUUUCAGAGACGGGCAACGUCCCGCGAACGCCGUCGAGCGGACGCAGUCUCGCCCGUUGCGUUCUCUCUCCGAUUUGCCCGUUGAUUUUCGACGAGGACGAGAAGACACCAUAUCCACUUCCAGCGCGCGCUGCCGCGUUCCCUCUAUCGCAGUAAUUAUGUCCCGACGAACUUUCUUUUCCCUCCAGCCCGCCCUCUCAUCGCGUUUAUAUUGUGCAUCCCAUUAAGGGGGAGUGUAAAAAGGAGAGACCUUAGUUGUAUGCGCGGCAAGCGCGUUGCGCGCAAAGCGACGCGUGAAUCAUAUCCGGAGAGAGAGAGAGAGAGAGAGAGAGAAAGAGAGAGAGGGGGGGAGAAAGAGAAUCUGGCCAAAAGAGACAAGAGAGCGGAAGAGAUAUCCGGUUCGGGAGGCGGGGGGAGUUAACCCUUUCGCUGCUCGAAGGUCGGCCUGGCUGAAGUUGUCGUUUCAUCGAGGGGAAGGAAAUAAGUGAAAAGGUAAGUGAGCGUUUUCGGAGACGUUUAUGAAUCUUCGAGGAUGCAUUUCUGAUUACGCCGGCGAUCGUUCGUUGCUUUGUUUGAUUCGGCGGCCGGAGGAGAAGCGGAGCGGGACUUGGUUUAUCGAUUAGCCGAGUGUUCGUCGCGGCGAGAGAAUUCUCCGCUGGCAAACUUGUUCCGCGAGGAAUUGAAUAUUAAAGGAUAUUGAAUACUAAGGAACAAACGGCCGGACCUCUCAAUUAUAGACACUCUCGCUACGGCGACAUCGAUUUCGCGUUCUCUCAGCGGCACGGAGCGCUAUCACAUCGCUGUGCGUCUUCUACGCGGCGAAGGGGUUAACGGUGGAGCAGGGUGAGGAAAGAAACACAGACGAGAAAAAGGAAAAGAAUGAUGAGACGAACACUCGGCGUGGAGCGCGCUCGAGACUCGAAGGGGAGCGAGGAACAAAAGGAGAUCCUCGAAAUUUCGGGUCCUCCUCGAGAACGAAAUCGGAGAUGUGUGCGGCGAGAGAGAAAGAACGAGAGAGAGAGAGAGAGAGAGAGAGAGAGAGAGAGACGCAUAAUAGAGGAGACAGAUAGUUCAUGUUCAACUGAUUAAACGCCGAAACCUAAAUGCGGAAACAAGAAAGGAGGAGGAGGAGGUAAGAGUGAGGUGGACAAGGGACAAUUGACUGAUCGGAUCGUCGUUAAGUUUUGCGACGCGGUCCGGCACUCGUAGUUCGCGCGCGAAUAAAACGAGGAGGCAGAGAGUUUGUGAUUAACGGGCGCCGCGUCGGAGCAGCCGCAACUUUCUCCGCGAUAGCCGAUCUGACAAAAAAAAAGAAAGAACGAGAGGAAAGACACAAGACGUAAGAAAGGAAGAAAUGGGAGCGGAAAAAUGUCGAUGUUAUACGUGUGUUGAUAUCAGUCUAUACAUAUAUAUAUAUAUAUAUAUAUAAAACAGAUAAAUAAAAGAUAUAUAUAUAUAUAAUAAACAGAGAUAUAUUAAUGAGGAAGAAAGUAUCGAUCGAGAGAGGGGAAAGAGCGAACCGGGUGAAAGCACGCGGAGUGAAAAGGGACGGAGGAUUGUACGAGAGAAAGGAGAAGGAGAGGAAGAGACAGAGAAAGAGAGAGAGAGAAAAAGAGUUAGAGAGAGAGAGAGAGAGAGAGAGGGGAGAAAAGAGAGACAAAAAUAAAUAGUAUCAGAUGAUAAACUUAAACUUGUUGUUGGAAUGAGAAUUGAUAUUACGAAUUAUUAUUAUUAUUAAUUAUUAUUACAAUUAUUACCUAUAUAAAAUAUACAUAAACUCUAAUUAACACUGUUUGCUCGUUAGAUGAACCAAAAAAAAAAGAAAAUAAAAUAAUAAUAAUAGCGAAACUCUAUUUCUCCGUGUAGAUGUGUCUUAAUGUUCAGCUUGCUCGGCAGCCAGCCGACGGCUUGGAAAGAGAGAGCCUGGCGUCCGGGGCUGCCGUAAAGUCAUUGGGGAUGUUCGAGUUGAUACGUGGGAGACAAGAUCAAACGGACUGCCAUGUGAGACUUAAAUCUUCACGUUCGUAGGUAGACAUCGUAUGGGAAAAAACGAAAAUGCCGCCGGUGUUGUUGUUAUAACGAACGUUGCGAGAAGGUUGCGUAGAUCGAUGAGAGGGGAAAUGAAGAGAGAGAAAAAGAUAGAGAGAGAGAGAGAGAGAGAGAGAGAAAUCGACUACCAACCCCAACGAGUUCGCAUUUUUCUUUUCUCUGCUAGAUCUGUAAUAAAUUCACAGACGAACGUGCGUCGAUUUUGUUGUGAAUUUAUACGCGAGGGAAGAAAUGAUCGCACGCAUUCGAGUCGCUGAAAAAGAAAAAUCAUGGCGAACGAACGUAUUAGACGCUUCUGCGAGGAACCUCCGAGGAAAUUUCAAUUCCUCAUCCGUGAUCGGUAGCCGAUCUGAUCUCGCUAAGAGAAGAAACGACAAAAAAAGAAAAAAGAAAAACAAAAAAUAGGAAAGGAGGGAGUAUAUUGCGAGAAAGUACAUUUUUUAUUUCAGUUUCCGGUUCUAAAGCGAAGCUGCGGCGAGCAGAUACAGCUAGGUUUAGCCGCGUAAAAGCGAGUAAAUUAAUUAAAUCCUACGACUACGCGAAUGUAUAGACUUAGCAAUCGUAAUCUCCUCGGAUAAGCGAGUAGCGGAACGCUCGCUGGAUCUGAAUCGCUCGAAGAUCGAACCGACGCGUGACCGAUCGUCAAGGAGGGGUUCCUGGACUCGCGCGAGCGCGUCCAGGGACACAAAGGUCACUUUUCAGGAAGACGUGGAUCCGCGUGGAUCGAUCUACGGGUGUUCAGACCCGUGGCGGUGCCGCGAUCC